AUGAAGUCUUUCUUCUGCUGCGUAAUUAUCGCUCUCACUGAGGUUGCAGGUGAAGGCAUCAACUUCGCCCCACCUGAGGCUGCUUUCCAGUCUGCAUCUAACGGGGUUGAUACGUUGGAAGGACAAGCCGGAGCUUACAAAAAUACUUCCGAUUACAGGAACUUUUCCGACCGUAGGAGGAAUUCAUACGACCACAAGAGUUCAUCCGAGUAUGAUGAGAUGCUCCCUGUUGACAUCGAAGACGACGGUGCAAAAAGUGUCCAGAGUUUCAUGGACGGAGACCACUAUGGGAAUACGGCAGUGACAGAUACGGCAGUGACAGAUACGGCAGCGACAGAUACGGGUCCCGAAGGAACGAGCAGUACGGAGAACAUGGUGGAGACCAUCAUGGUCACCACGGUGAUUACAGGCAUAACGACCAUCAUGGCCACCACGAAGGCCGGAAUAGCUACGAGGGUCGCAAUGGGGGCUUGA
Gregarina niphandrodes is the source of this 474-nucleotide messenger RNA. RefSeq lists its product as hypothetical. The transcript is spliced from 2 exons. NCBI's taxonomy places the organism in Eukaryota, Apicomplexa, Conoidasida, Eugregarinorida, Gregarinidae. Bases 1 to 474 code for a protein of 157 amino acids. The record is from RefSeq and is a predicted model, not a curated record.